AUGCAAAUCGAACGAAAAUACUCAAAUUUCGAUGUGCUAUUCAGACAGGCCCGUUCAACCGUCAACGAACUGUGGAGACUGAGUAAUGCCCAGUUCCACACCCGCAAACAGAAAUCUUUAUCAAUAAACAGCUUAAACAGUCUCCUCUCUCAAGCUACACUUCUGCUCACGGCAAGACUGGAUCUGCUCGACAAACUCAGUGGUCGGCGUGAGAGUAGACGUCAGAAGGUGGAUGCACUGGGCUCAGAACUGCGACAACAAAUUUCGAGGAUACAGAAUCCUCCUGACUGCAGUCAGUCCCGCUUCGCUCUGGCAGAUCUGCGUUAUAGCUGUGGUUUUGGAUGUUCUGCUCACCACAUGGUUCUGAAAUUUUCAUUUGCUUUCGCAACCAAUCGCACGUUACUGCUGCAGCACAAUGACUGGAAGGAAUUUUUCCUGCCGUUCUCUAACUGCUCGCUAAAUCACACCGAAGGACUGUCGAACGUCCCUCGUCUUCAAAACAGCCUUCCGAACAUAAACAAACUCUAUUAUCCCCCUGCUGUGCCAAGGCAGUUGUCAGCGAAACUAGGUAAGUUACUAGGCGAUCCCUUUCCGUGGUACCGUGGACACCUGUUGAACUAUAUACUUCGUCGAAAAGAUCCGACGCUGCGACAGGAACUAGAAAUGUCCUUGAAGAGCAUGAGGAAGGUUUCAGAUGCCGAAUCAUACGACGGACCAAUUGCCAGCAUACAUAUUCGUCGAACCGAUAAACUCCAUUCUGAGGCAAAGUUCCAUGCAGUUGAGGAGUAUAUGUUUCAUGUUGAACGUUUCUUUGAGUUAAAGGAGGUGGAAUAUGGCUUGGAAACUGGCAGUACAAGACCUCCACCGUGGUCUAGAAGAAGACGCAUCUUCUUAGCUUCUGAUGAGGCAUCGGUUUUUCAGGAGACCAGAUCGCGAUACCCGAGAUAUGAAUUUAUUGGUCAACAGAGAAAUGGGAGUGUGGAUAAGAGUCGUUUUUCUACCGCAGGUGUGUAUGCCAUCCUCGUGGAUUUGCAUCUUUUGGUGUCGUCCGACUUCCUCGUCUGUACGGCCAGCUCCAAUGUUUGCAGGCUCGCCUACGAACUCCUCUUGAUAAAGUCACCGAUUCAUGGUGAUGCCGCAUUCCAGAUGCAGUCCAUGGAUGAGAUGUAUCAGUGUCACCAAUCGCAAAGUCGCUGGUGGAGAGCCAUUGCAGACUUCAGACUAGAGGGCGUCAAGCUAGGAGACCUUGUGUCUAUCUCAUCAACAAAGUGGGACGGCUUUGUCCUGGCGAAAUGGAAGCUGCCUACAAAUCGUGACGCUGCACUGCCCGCCUAUCUAUUUGAAGAGAUUGUUCCAACCAUCUAG
Spirometra erinaceieuropaei is the source of this 1365-nucleotide messenger RNA. The record is from the annotation of a GenBank genome assembly. Lineage: Eukaryota; Metazoa; Platyhelminthes; Cestoda; Diphyllobothriidea; Diphyllobothriidae.